Messenger RNA from Wyeomyia smithii (pitcher-plant mosquito), 721 nucleotides. It is a transcript of the gene Rpb7, whose product is annotated as DNA-directed RNA polymerase II subunit RPB7. Gene Ontology annotation, biological process: transcription initiation at RNA polymerase II promoter; positive regulation of nuclear-transcribed mRNA poly(A) tail shortening; DNA-templated transcription. The coding region runs from base 146 to 667 and encodes 173 amino acids. Lineage: Eukaryota; Metazoa; Arthropoda; Insecta; Diptera; Culicidae. Gene Ontology annotation, molecular function: translation initiation factor binding; single-stranded DNA binding; single-stranded RNA binding. The transcript has 3 exons. The record is from RefSeq and is a predicted model, not a curated record. Gene Ontology annotation, cellular component: RNA polymerase II, core complex; P-body.
CUUACCCACCCCUGUUAUAUUCUGUCAACAAUAUCAACAACGUCACGAUCGAGAAGAAAAAUAUAAAUAACGCUUCCAACAAACGGUGUCUGCCGGCUGUACAUUCUUAUAGCUUGUAUUUCAAGACGAAUUAAUAUUUAAAACAAUGUUUUAUCAUAUAUCUUUGGAACACGAAAUUCUACUGCAUCCGCGGUACUUUGGACCCCAGCUUAUCGAAACAGUAAAACAAAAACUGUACACAGAAGUUGAAGGAACUUGUACCGGAAAGUACGGCUUCGUCAUAGCGGUGACUACAAUCGACGACAUUGGCUCCGGUGUCAUUCUACCAGGCCAAGGCUUUGUGGUUUAUCCCGUCAAGUAUAAGGCAAUCGUGUUCCGUCCCUUCAAGGGGGAAGUUUUGGACGCCGUUGUAACCCAGGUCAACAAAGUCGGAAUGUUUGCCGAAAUCGGACCCCUUUCGUGUUUUAUCUCCCAUCACUCUAUUCCGGCGGAUAUGCAAUUUUGUCCGAAUGGUAACCCGCCCUGUUACAAAUCGAAGGAAGAGGAUGUUGUUAUUGCGCUGGAAGAUAAAAUUCGACUGAAAAUCGUCGGCACGCGGGUGGACGCCACAGGCAUUUUUGCUAUUGGAACAUUGAUGGACGACUAUUUGGGACUGGCAUGCAGUUAAUCAUUUCCACUACCCUCUAUUUUAUUGAAUAACAUAAUAUACUUCAUAAAAUCA